GCGGAAGUAAAGUUGUGAUUUCGGGAAAACGUAAGUGAAGAUUUGUUUUUCACGGGUGGAAAACAUUGGAAAAUAGCUAACCUAUAGAAUACAUUAUGGAUGACGAGGAGGAGACCUACAGACUAUGGAAAAUCCGCAAAACAAUCAUGCAGUUGUGCCACGACAGAGGCUACCUUGUGACGCAGGAUGAGUUGGACCAGACUCUGGAUGAGUUCAAGAGCCAGUUUGGGGACAAGCCGAGUGAAGGGCGCCCACGGCGGACAGAUCUCACUGUGCUGGUCGCCCACAACGAUGACCCGACUGACCAGAUGUUUGUCUUCUUUCCAGAGGAGCCCAAGGUGGGAAUCAAGACUAUAAAGAUGUACUGCCAGCGCAUGCAGGAGGAGAAUAUCACACGUGCCUGCAUCGUGGUCCAGAUGGGGAUGACGCCUUCCGCCAAACAGUCGCUAGUGGACAUGGCACCCAAAUACAUCCUGGAGCAGUUUCUACAACAGGAGCUCCUCAUCAACAUCACAGAGCAUGAGCUGGUUCCUGAGCACAUAGUGAUGACAAAAGAAGAACUGUCAGAGUUGCUGCUUCGAUAUAAACUGAAGGAGAGCCAGCUACCCAGGAUUCAAGCAGGAGACCCUGUGGCCAGAUACUUUGGACUGAAAAGAGGACAGGUAGUGAAGAUCAUCAGACCUAGUGAGACUGCUGGUAGAUACAUCACCUACAGACUGGUGCAGUAAACACACACCAGCUCUAUUAUGGACCAGAAGGAGUAUGAGAUCUGAUGAUUGCGGACAGGGAAUGACUGAAGAUGUUUAAUAUGAAGAAGAAAGAACAUGCUCUCAUCACUUUGUCUCCCAAUAACUUUUGUGAAUAAGUUGACUUGCUUACCUUUUGGCACUACUAGUUUUUAUGAAUGUGCUUGAGGUGAUAACCUCUGCAUUUGUUGGAUUUUUUAAAAAUAAGCAUUUUUAAUUUCAACGGGCAAAUGAUUUAUUUCAGAAGAAAUAAAUCCAACUGUUUUUAAUGUCGAAGAGCAAGGCAAGGUCUUUUCACAUUCGAAAAAAUGUCCCACAUAACUGAUUGAAGUUGAAUGCACACUGAACAUUUGUGUUCAUUAUUACAAUUACAAUCUCAGCAACAAUCAUUGGGAGUCAAACAUUUGCGUAGUGCUUGACAUUUGAAUUUUAUGUCACCAAGGAUAUACAACAAAUCAUGUUAGAACUGUAACAAUAUAAACAUGUCAUCUCUCAAUGACUAGCAUACCAACCAGCAGCAGUGCUGAAGUAGUGGUGUGAGUACACAGGCAGAUGGUAGGCUGGACUAUAGACAUACCAUAUGAAUACACCAUACAAGGGGUAUACAGAGAGAAUACAAAAAGAGGAAAUUGCAGGCACAAAAACACUGAAUCUCACAUUCCUUCCUGAUAUCUCGCCAGGUAAUUAAAACAAUAAAAAUAGCUUUGUGCAGC
Molecule: messenger RNA, 1459 nt
Organism: Oncorhynchus mykiss (rainbow trout)
Lineage: Eukaryota; Metazoa; Chordata; Actinopteri; Salmoniformes; Salmonidae
Product: DNA-directed RNA polymerases I, II, and III subunit RPABC1
Biological process (GO): transcription elongation by RNA polymerase I; tRNA transcription by RNA polymerase III; transcription by RNA polymerase II
Cellular component (GO): RNA polymerase II, core complex; RNA polymerase I complex; RNA polymerase III complex
Molecular function (GO): DNA binding
Source: RefSeq, a predicted model, not a curated record